This is a messenger RNA of Phycomyces blakesleeanus NRRL 1555(-), 348 nucleotides long. It is a transcript of the gene Ndufab1, whose product is annotated as NADH dehydrogenase 1, alpha/beta subcomplex subunit 1 NDUFAB1/ACP. Gene Ontology annotation, molecular function: acyl carrier activity; acyl binding. Bases 1 to 348 code for a protein of 115 amino acids. NCBI's taxonomy places the organism in Eukaryota, Fungi, Mucoromycota, Mucoromycetes, Mucorales, Phycomycetaceae. Gene Ontology annotation, cellular component: mitochondrion. The record is from RefSeq and is a predicted model, not a curated record. The transcript is spliced from 2 exons. Gene Ontology annotation, biological process: fatty acid biosynthetic process.
AUGUUCCGCCCCACUCUUCUCUUCAACGUUGCCAAGGCUGCCUCCCUCUACAACACCGCUCCUCAUGUUGCCUCCCGCUUCUACUCUGCCGGUGCUGGCCUCUCUAACGCUGAUAUCGAAUCUCGCGUCCUGAACAUUCUUCAGGGCUUUGACAAAGUUGACCAGUCCAAGGUUGGCCUCGAUGCUCACUUUGUUAAGGAUCUCGGUUUGGACAGUUUGGAUACCGUCGAGGUUGUUAUGGCUAUUGAGGAGGAAUUCUCAGUUGAGAUUCCUGAUAAGGAGGCCGAUGAGAUCAAGACUGCCAAGCAGGCUAUUGAGUAUAUUGCUCACCGUGCUGAUGCUCACUAA